CAAGCUUUGUAUUUCGCCCUAAAAUUUGUCGAACGCUGAACCGAAAAAACGAAAAUGCUGCCGAAAAGACGAACUCUGCUAAAUUCCAGCGAUAAACGCAAGGUUGAAUCGUCGGCAAAUGUAGAUUUGGCCAGAGGCCGCUUGAAGGGAGCCUUGAAGACGGGCCAUCACUCAACGGACGAAUCUUCGGAAGAAAUAGACGACAGUGCCGAAUCUGGGCGGGAAUUCACGAAGCGCAGACGAGAUGAAACGGUCCCGGCGGUUCCUCAGCCGUAUCUUAUGAAGUUUUUCGAUCGACACAUCGAUUUGAGCCGAUUUAAUGAAAAAUCAUCGCUGUACGCGAUGUGCCGUGCAUGGUAUAAGAACCACCCGACUCCUCGCGGUCAAGAGACCACAUCAGAUUCAUCAAAAACGGUUGUAUUCAAACGAGAAUACAACCCGGAAAUAGUGGAAAAUUUCCUGAAUGGUCAGGUGAAUGAAAUUCGUGAAAUGCCUCUCCCAGAAAGUGCGGGCAAUAUGGAACCAUACGACCAGCAAACCGUUCAUCCCGUCACCGAUUUCAAAAUCAAUACAGCAACGAUGGGGAAGGAAGAGUUGUUGGAGGAACAUCUGGUGAAAUGGAAGCAUCUACGCAAGUCCUGGAUAUCGCAUCGCAAGCAAUAUAAGGAACGUCGCUACGAGACGAGCUUCAGGCUGCUCGAUGCCAUAGCAGCUAAAUCACGGACCUGAGCAGAGUUGUGGUAAAUCUGUUUAAGCGAUAUCCUUCUCUGUAUUUAUGACCGUUCUUAUGUCUUCUAAUAAAAAUAAUGAAUCCCAAGCGAUGCGUAUCGGGUCAUUUUCGAAUUAACGAAUAGUUUACUUACCAAAACUCUACAAGACUUG
Messenger RNA from Anopheles darlingi, 882 nucleotides. It is a transcript of the gene mip40, whose product is annotated as protein lin-37 homolog. The record is from RefSeq and is a predicted model, not a curated record. The transcript is spliced from 2 exons. Gene Ontology annotation, cellular component: Myb complex; transcription repressor complex. The coding region runs from base 55 to 729 and encodes 224 amino acids. Gene Ontology annotation, biological process: negative regulation of transcription by RNA polymerase II. Lineage: Eukaryota; Metazoa; Arthropoda; Insecta; Diptera; Culicidae.